UGACAUUAGGUAAAGGAGCAGUAGAAUAAGGCUGGUUCUGUUCCAGGUGCCAGUGUUGCUCAGGAGAGGCUAGCAGAAACUGUGGAUAGUAUUUUGCCUUAUUCACAAAUAGAGAUAAAGAAAGAUUAAUAUGUUAUUGUGAAUUUGACUAGAAAUCUGAACAAAAGAAGUGGAACAAGAAUUACUAUAGGAAUAUUAUAACCAUCACUGGUGUGCCCAGCAGCUUUAUAUGACAAGAAGAAUGUCUAUGUCUAAUGACACCCAGUUUCAUCCUUCUUCAUUCCUACUGCUGGGAAUCCCAGGGCUAGAAGAUGUGCACAUCUGGAUUGGAAUCCCUUUUUUCUUCGUGUAUCUUGUUGCACUCCUGGGAAAUGCUGCUGUCUUGUUUGUGAUCCAGACUGAACCGAGUCUCCAUGAGCCUAUGUACUAUUUCCUGGCCAUGUUGGAUUCCGUUGACCUGGGCUUGUCUACAGCCACCAUCCCCAGAAUGCUAGACAUAUUCUGGUUCAAUAUAAAGGAAAUGUCUUUUGGAGGUUGCCUUUCUCAGAUGUUCUUCAUCCAUUUCUUCACUGCCAUGGAGAGCAUUGUGUUGGUGGCCAUGGCAUUUGACCGCUACAUUGCUAUUUGCAAUCCUCUUCGGUACACCAUGAUCCUCACCAGCAAAAUCAUCAGCCUCAUUGCAGGCAUCGCUGUCCUGAGGAGCCUGUGCAUGAUUGUUCCACUGGUGUUUCUUCUUCUGAGGCUGCCCUUCUGUGGACACCGUAUCAUCCCUCAUACUUAUUGUGAGCACAUGGGCAUUGCUCAUCUGGCCUGUGCCAGCAUCAAAGUCAAUAUUAUGUUUGGCCUUGGCAACAUUUCUCUCUUGUUAUUAGAUGUGAUCCUUAUUAUUCUCUCCUAUGUCAGGAUCCUCUAUGCAGUCUUCUGCCUUCCCUCCUGGGAAGCUCGAUGCAAAGCUCUCAACACCUGUGUCUCUCACGUUGGUGUUAUCUUAGCCUUUUUCACACCAGCAUUUUUUUCAUUCUUGACACAUCGUUUUGGCCAUAACAUCCCACAAUAUAUCCACAUUUUCUUGGCUAAUCUAUAUGUGGUUGUUCCCCCAGCCCUCAAUCCUGUAAUCUAUGGAGUCAGGACUAAGCAGAUUCGGGAGAGAGUUCUGAUUUUCCUCAAGACUGUUCACUAACCAGUUGGAGGUUGGAGAGUCUGUCACUCCAACCUAGUAGAAAGCAGAAAAACAGAAGGGAAUGUUGUAGCCAAUAACAUUGUUUAUCUGUUAACUGAAGCUUUUGACUUUAAUGAUAAUAAUAAGAAUUUUAAACCAAUUGAACUCCCCUUUUCCAAGUUCUUUUAUUUCUAUUGCUGGAUCCUCAAGGCAGAUUUAUAAAGUAUAUAUUAGAUUUUUUACUCUCAUGUUUAAUAUACUAAUGUUUGGAAAAGAUAAGUGAUUUAUUCAAACUCCAUUUUUAAUAGGAAGUAGUAAUAUAAGCCAAAUAGAUCGCCUUAUAGUUUUCUUUAGCAUGUUUAAGAAAUAACAGAAUACAGAAUAAAAUUCUCACUUUAAAAGGAUAAUAAACAGUGUAAGUAGCUUCUAGAAUUCUUAAUAAUAAUAAUGUACUGCAUAAUAAUGUUAACUUACCAUAAAUGCAGUAUAUAGAUAUAUAGAUAUUGAUAGGUAUAUUAUGCAUGAAUAUACUCAUAUUGUGCUCACCAUAAUCUUAUUUAAUAGUUACUAUUAUUUCCUUCAUGCACAUAGAGAUGCAAGCAUAGUCAUCAAAUUAGAUAUUAAAGUGAAGGAAAAAGGAAAUAAUGUAGCAUAGGCAUGACAUAUACAUUCAU
Cebus imitator (Panamanian white-faced capuchin) is the source of this 1833-nucleotide messenger RNA. RefSeq names its product olfactory receptor 52E8. The record is from RefSeq and is a predicted model, not a curated record. Gene Ontology annotation, cellular component: membrane. Gene Ontology annotation, molecular function: olfactory receptor activity; G protein-coupled receptor activity. Gene Ontology annotation, biological process: G protein-coupled receptor signaling pathway. The transcript is spliced from 2 exons. Bases 230 to 1180 code for a protein of 316 amino acids. NCBI's taxonomy places the organism in Eukaryota, Metazoa, Chordata, Mammalia, Primates, Cebidae.